Messenger RNA from Anguilla rostrata (American eel), 2243 nucleotides. RefSeq names its product fetuin B (gene fetub). Gene Ontology annotation, molecular function: cysteine-type endopeptidase inhibitor activity. Gene Ontology annotation, cellular component: extracellular region. The record is from RefSeq and is a predicted model, not a curated record. Gene Ontology annotation, biological process: negative regulation of endopeptidase activity. Lineage: Eukaryota; Metazoa; Chordata; Actinopteri; Anguilliformes; Anguillidae. Bases 39 to 1670 code for a protein of 543 amino acids. The transcript is spliced from 7 exons.
CCAGGCCCUCAAACUUACAGGCUGACAAGAGCUCCACCAUGAAGUGCAACGGGUCGCUGCUGCCGCUGCUGCUGUUCGGCGUGUGUGUCUACGCCGCCCCCGUGGACCCCCCCUCCUCCUCGCUGGAGCCGGGCAACUGCCUGGACCCCUUCACACGGGGCGCCGCCGAGCAGGCCCUCACCAGGAUCAACCGCGACCGCAGACAGGGAUACGUCUUCAGCCUGAAGGAGCUUCGCAACGCCCACCAUAUGAAGCACGGCCCCACUGGGGUGGUCUUUUACCUGACCCUGGACGUCCUGGAGACGAAGUGCCACGUGCUGAGCAAGAGAGACUGGAAGAGCUGCGAAGUCCGAGAAGAAGCGGAGACACCGGUCUACGGCCAGUGCAAAGCCACAGUCUACAUUAACAAAGUAAAGAGGAUCGUCCGCCUGUACAGGUACAACUGCAUCGUCAGGCCAGCACCCGCCUCCAGAAUUGUCGCAAUAUGCCCAGACUGCCCCUCGAUAAUCUCCCACGACGACGCGAGUGUUCUGAAGACAGUUAAGAUGGCUCUGGAGAAGUACAACAAGGAGAGUGGGAACGCAAACUAUUUUGGCCUUCUAAACAUCACAAGAGCUUCCAUGCAGGGCGGGAUCGCGGAUUUCACCUUCGCGGAUUUCACCAUCCAGGAGACGGUCUGCUCCAAUGGCACGAACGUCACCCAAGCUGCCAAGUGUGGUCUGAUGGACUGCGAGUUUGCGCACACAGGUCACUGCUCGGCCUCCUAUUUCCAGUCCCCGGAAGAAGACAAUGUCAAAGUGAACUGUGACAUCUUCGAACCAGAGGAGGCGAAGAAAGAGAAACAGAGGCAUCUCCUGGGCGGGGAGCUUGACCACGGUCACAACCACACCCAUGGCGACGCCCAUAAACUCAACCACACCCUUGAGCACACAGAAGGCCAUGAACACACCCACGGCGAGGCCCAUGAACACGACCACACCCACGGACAUGGCCACGUCCAUUACCACAGCCACGAGCAUGACCACGCCCAUCAUCACGAUGACCACGCCCACGCCCACAACCACUCCCACGAACACGACCACGCUGACGACCACACCCAUGACCACGCCCACGCGCACAAUCACACCCACGACCCCGCGCACAAACACGAACACGCCCACGACCACGCUGGCAACGGCACCCACGACCACGCCCACGACCACAUCCACUACUACGGGGACCACCACCAUCACCACCACCACCACCACCACGGCAACCACACGCACGCGCACGAGCACGACCACGACCACCAGCACGACCACGGGCACCUGCACGCUCACGAGCACCACCACCACCACCACGACCACGACGACGACCAGCAGAAGGCCGUGAGGGAAACGCGGGGCGAGGUGCGCUACCUGCCGGACCUGGACAAGCCCGCGGUCCUGCCCUCGUUCCCGGACCAGCCGGAGCUGGAGAGACCGGCGAUCAUGCCGUCCGCCCCCGACCGGGCCGUCCCGCUGCCCGCGUUCCCUGACGCCGAACCCCCGGAGGAGCAGGAACCCCCCAUCCUGCCCUUCCCCGGCGCCCUCUCCCCCCAGUGCGCCGUGCAGCCCAAGAGAGGCGCCGGCCUCGUCGACGAGCUCUUCGCCGAGGACCCCCUGUUCAAGCCCUCGGCGGCAGCUGUGUGAACGCGCACCGCCCCGUUCUCCUGGACCGGCAGGGCGGCGCUCGUCCCGCUGCAGCGCGCCGCAGAUCCUCUAUGCUCGUCCAGAUACCAAGCUCUACGUUCUUACCACCGAAAGGUACACACACAACGCAGAUCCUCUACGCUCGCCAGAUACCAAGCUCUACCUUCUUACCACCGAGCUCAAGCUCGGUUUCCCGGCUCCGCGAAGCCGAGAAACGUUCCAAAUUCCACGCGCCUCGCGAACAUUAAUCAAGGGGCGUAACCGUACUGUGUGAAACGAAUGUCCUACCCUGUAAUACAGCACUGGAACCUCCUGCUGCUGACCGGAACCCCGUGUGCCCACAGGACACAAAGGAAGCAAGAAAUAAGCAGUGAAUCUCAUUGGAAUCUCUGUGAUCACAACCAGCAGAGCACCGUUGCAUUCUGGGAAAGUAAAGCACGCUGAUUCCGGGCUGUCAUUUCAGUGAUGUUGUUAUUCAGAGCAUGUUGAGUAUCUAUAAAAGAACACACUGAAUGUGUAACACAUAUAAAUAUAGUCUUGUUUCUCCAAAUAAAUAAAAAAUGUGUUGCCAAA